GAGAGCUGCAGACGGCGCAGAAGAAGAACACGUGCUUCCGGUUUACUCAUGUGGAUCCGCAAGUGAUUUUCCUACAUUUGGUUUAAAUUACACCAAAGCUAGGUCGCCAAUUCCGAUGAAAAAUGGUUCGAAAAUUGAAGUACCAUGAGCAAAAGUUGUUAAAGAAGGUAGAUUUCAUAAACUGGGAGGUCGACAACAACAUACACGAGGUCAAAGUGCUGCGUAAAUACCACAUCGAGAAGAGAGAGGACUACACUAAAUACAACAAACUGAGUCGUAACGUCAGAGAUCUGGCCCAGAAAAUCAGAGACCUAAAUGAAAAAGAUGGCUUCAGAGCUCAAAGUACUCACCGGCUAUUGGAGAAACUCUACAGCAUUGGGCUCAUCCCCACAAAGCAGAAUCUGUCGCUGACUGAAAAAGUAACCGCAUCGUCUUUCUGCAGGAGAAGGUUACCUUCCAUCAUGCUGAAGCUCAGGAUGGCUCAGAACCUGAAGACGGCCAUCACUUUCAUAGAACAAGGCCAUGUGCGUGUGGGUCCAGAGAUCAUCACAGAUCCAGCUUUCCUCGUAACAAGAAAUAUGGAAGAUUUUGUUACCUGGGUGGACUCAUCCAAGAUCAAGCAGCAUGUUAUGAACUACAAUGAUGAGAGAGACGACUUUGAUCUGGUGACAUAAGCUGGUUUCUGUUUUAGGCGUUUGGAAUAAGCUGAUUUAUGUGGCUUAAUAUGCUGUGUAUUUCUGUUGUUCAAAUGUUUUUAUGCAGGCGGUACAUUAGACUGGAAUUUGUGUUUAGUCAGGGUCAAGUACCUUCAUUUUUAUGUUGCCUUUUCUACCAGAAAACCAUGGACUUGAUGCAGUGCUAGAUGUGUCUUUGUUUACUUGGACCCUGACGGAACAUAACUAUCAUGAAUGUGCCACUUGUUUUUGUCCACUGCAAUAAAAAAAUGUUGUAUAAAAUA
Synchiropus splendidus (mandarinfish) is the source of this 958-nucleotide messenger RNA. It is a transcript of the gene imp3, whose product is annotated as IMP U3 small nucleolar ribonucleoprotein 3. The coding region runs from base 123 to 674 and encodes 183 amino acids. The transcript has 7 exons. Gene Ontology annotation, cellular component: Mpp10 complex; small ribosomal subunit; small-subunit processome. Gene Ontology annotation, molecular function: snoRNA binding; structural constituent of ribosome; rRNA binding. The record is from RefSeq and is a predicted model, not a curated record. Gene Ontology annotation, biological process: rRNA processing. NCBI's taxonomy places the organism in Eukaryota, Metazoa, Chordata, Actinopteri, Syngnathiformes, Callionymidae.